Messenger RNA from Pseudogymnoascus verrucosus, 706 nucleotides. RefSeq lists its product as uncharacterized. Lineage: Eukaryota; Fungi; Ascomycota; Leotiomycetes; Thelebolales; Thelebolaceae. Bases 36 to 614 code for a protein of 192 amino acids. The record is from RefSeq and is a predicted model, not a curated record. The transcript is spliced from 3 exons.
CCACCACCCUCAAUUGACAGCCAACACCCUUCGCCAUGUCUUCGAAAGUUGCACAAUCGGCUGUCAAAGCCACCCGCCGUGUCAUUCCCGUGUCCGAGAAAUACACCGUCCAAUCCACCGGCAUCUACGAGCGCAUCCGCCGCAUCUUCGCCGUCGACCCAACCCGCUCCAACGGCAUCCCCCUAAACCCUCAAUUCCGCAACCCCACACCCGGCGCCCAGGACCCACGCACCAUCGACGACCGCGUCACUCUCCCCGCCGCCGACAUCGCCGGGAACCCCUACUGGAAGCGUGACACGCGCCGCAACUACGCGCGCGCGAGCGUUGUGGGACAGGGCGAGCUGGUGCAGCUACUGAGCGUGGGGAAUGCGAAGGAUGGAGCGAAGGUGGAGUUGAUUGGGGAGCAGGGCGAGAAGGCGUUGGUGGCUGCGAAGGACGAGGGAGAGAAGGGUCUUGCGGCGUUCUUUAGGGAGGGGGAUGUGAGUGGUGUGCUUGGAGAGGGAGGGCUGCCGCCGAACCCGAGUCGUGGGGGCCCAGAUGAUGCACCGGUUCGGUAUGAGAUGCCGGAGGACCAGGCGUAUCCCGCACAGUACCCUUGCAGGACAUUUGCUUAAAGAGUGAUGGAAAGAAGGAGCUGGGGAGAGAGUAGAUUGUAUAUAUGAUAGCCUUUGUCGACUGAGAGUGGAAUAAGAAGAUUCAAUGAGAG